CAAUGGAAAAUGAUGAUUCAAAGUCAGAUAGUGGUGAGAAUUGGUCCGGUUCUGUGGGUUCACCGGCUAUGAUGGAAGAAAUAGAAGAAGAUGAGGAACAAUUCACUCAGGUUUUAAAUGAGAUAAGAAAAGAGUUGAAAGAUAGAAUGAAAACUUCAAAAAGACGACCAGUGGCUAAUGCACAAGCACAAGUUUUAUCGUUUAAUAAGUCAGCUCAUCCGGAAACAAUUGCAGAUCAUAACGACCCUUAUAAGGUUGAUUGGACUGUGGUUGACGAAAAUGUGGACUAUUAUGUUGGGGAAAAGGCACUUCGUCUCCAUGAUAAAGAGAAUCAUUUUAAAUUAUUCUAUCCGAUACAACAUGGUGAAUUUAAUACCAGGGAUUAUAAUUCAAUUAAAGCAGUUGUUGGAGAUUUGGAAACAAUUUGGACCACUACGAUAACGGAAAAGCUUGGGAUCACCUCGAAGAAUUUUAAGUUAUAUUCCAUAAUACUCAUUAUUCCUGAUAUCUAUAAUCGUCUAUACGUCUCAGAGAUGAUAACAAUGUUAUUACGUUAUAUGGGAUUUCGCUGUGUUUUUGUAGCGCAAGAAUCAGUUUGUGUGAGUUUUGGUGCCGGCAUAUCAGUUGCAUGUAUUGUGGAUAUUGGUGCUCAAACAUCCACCGUUGCUUGUGUGGAAGAUGGGAUGUGCAUUCCAGAUUCAAGGAUAUGCCUGCGCUAUGGAGGCGAUGAUAUCACAACAUUCUUUAUAAGGCUUUUGCGAAAGAGUAAAUUUCCAUAUACUGAAAUGGAUUUAAAUCGUAUGUAUGAUUGGAUGUUGGCUGAAGAAAUGAAGGAAAAAUUCUGUACUUUGGAUGAAGCUAAUCUUGUAAUCCAAUUGAAUGAAUUUUAUGUAAGAGCUCCUAAUCAACCGACAUUGAAAUAUCAAAUUAAAACAUAUGAUGAUGCUAUUAUUUCCCCUAUG
Molecule: messenger RNA, 962 nt
Organism: Racocetra persica
Lineage: Eukaryota; Fungi; Glomeromycota; Glomeromycetes; Diversisporales; Gigasporaceae
Source: the annotation of a GenBank genome assembly